Messenger RNA from Callorhinus ursinus (northern fur seal), 2385 nucleotides. It is a transcript of the gene DRC2, whose product is annotated as dynein regulatory complex subunit 2. NCBI's taxonomy places the organism in Eukaryota, Metazoa, Chordata, Mammalia, Carnivora, Otariidae. Gene Ontology annotation, cellular component: axoneme; axonemal dynein complex. Gene Ontology annotation, biological process: regulation of cilium movement; cilium-dependent cell motility; axonemal dynein complex assembly. The record is from RefSeq and is a predicted model, not a curated record.
UCAUCCACGUGGUAGUAUGCAUACAUAAUUUGUUCCUUUUUUAUUGUUGAAUAGUAUUCCAUUGUAUGAAAAGAGCAUAUUUUGUCUACCCAUUCACGUGUUGGCGAACAUUUGGGUUGUUUCCAAUUGGGCUAUUAUGAGUAAUGCUGCUAAGAACAUUCCUAAGCAAGUCUUUGUGUGGAUACGUUUCCACUUCUCUUAGAUUGAUAUGUAAUGGUGAAACUGCUGGAUCACACAGUAAAUUUAUGUUCAACAUUUUAAGAAACUGCCAAACUGUUCUCCAAAGUGGCUACACCAUUUUACAUUCCCACCAGCAAAGCGUGAAGGUUCUCACUUCUCCACAUUUCCCUCCAAACUUUGUUAUUACCUGUAUGCUAAAAUAUAGACAUGCAAUGAAAAACAACCCCCCCCCGCCACACACACACAAUAAAAAGUUUUAAGAUGUUCAGGGAGGAGGCUACGGCUUUUGAGAGGUAAAACGGUCUCUCUUAAAAAAAAAAACUGACUGCAGUCCUCCAGCCAGCAGAGGGCGUUCCAAGCCAGAGUCUCUCCUCCUAGCCUUUCACAGCGCCAUCUUGGCGAGAUCCCCGUUGCUAGGAGACGGAGAUGCGUUUGGCUCCAGACCCCCAGCCUCGCUGCUAUCCCAGGCGCUCUCUCUUGUGGAAGGGCUAAGAUCUAAGGUCGCGCUACCAUCCAGGGGCAGUUCCGUAAGGCCCUUUUCUGGGGCGUUUUCCUCCUAUUUCUUCUAAAGCUGAACAAAGCAGACUGAGGAUCCUUGCCUAGAUCCACGCUCCCCCGCCCCCAGCUAUGCCUAAGAAAGGGAAAAAGGCCAAGUUGCCCCUGUCCGAUGAGGAGCAGCUGCUUCUGUUUCAGCAGAAGUUGCUGGCAGAGGAGGAGAUGGCCAAGAAGAAAGAGAGGCUCCUGAGCCAGUUCUUGAAGGACAAGCUGGCCAAGGAGGAGCACAAUAGUGCUCUGAACCUUAACAAGAUUAACACACAGUGGAGAACCGUCCUUAGGGAGGUCAAGACCAGAGAGCUUCAUAAGGACAUUGAGAUCCUCAGCCAAACAUUUGAACGAGUGGUGGACUGCAAGGACAGUGUCAUCAAGUCUUUAGCCAAGGACCUGUCAGAGGCAGAGGAGCAGUACGCCCACGCCCUGCGCGGCCACCUGCACAGCAUUGACCAGCUCUUAGCCCUGCAGAGACGCCGGCUCAACCUCCUAGAGGAGAGUUACAACACAGAGCUGGAGGCCCUAACCAAAGAGUUUGAGACAGAAAGGAAGACAAUUAUUGACCAGCAUGAAAAAGAGAUUCACUACCUACAAGAUGUCUUCAUGGCCAUGGAGCAGAACUAUAUAGAUGCUGAGUAUGAAAGUAAGCUGGAGUUCCAGAGCUUGUGGGAUGAUCUCAAAAACAAGAAUUUAGAAGAGAAGCAUUUUCUAAGACUGCAACUGGAGAACACAGUAGAAGAUCUGUGGAGAAGGUUCCAGGAUGCACUCAAGAAUUACACUGAUGCCACAGAGGACCAAAAGAUUGCCUUUGAGACUCUGCAGGUGAAAGAUGAGAAGAGCUCCAAAGAGAUUGAAGCACAGAUGAAAAAAAUACAGAGACUACAGGACUCCAUAAUGACUUUAAAAAGCAAGAUCAUGGUGCACAGCCGUGAGAGUGAAGACCAGAACCAGUACAUUCGUAAGGACAAGGAGCUGGUCCUUGCCCAACUGCGAAAACUUAAGGCCCAAAGGACUCAGGCCCGGGAACUAUCCCAGGAAAACUUAGUCAAACUCACCAUGGAAAGUAAUGCCACCCUCAAGGCCCUGAGAAGGAUCGUUGAUAAGGGUGAAAAGAUACUGAAACUUGCUGAAAUAUGUAGGAAGUUUGAAACAGAGGAAGAAAAAGUGCUGCCUUUCUAUUCAUCAGUCUUGACUCCCAAGGAGCAGGAGGAGAUAGAAGAAAUUUACCCAGAGGAGCUUACUGAACAGCUUGCAAAGGUGAUAGUAAACUACACAGGGAUGGAGAAUUUCUGGAAAAGGUACAACAAAGUGAAACUGGAGCAACUGAGCCUCCAACACAGACAUGUCCAGUUGUUAGAAAUCAAUGGGAAGUUGCGGGAGAUGCUGAAGCAGUACUUGGAUGGCAUCUCAGUGAGUGACGAAGUGAUGAGCCAGCUCAACCCACUCUUUAUCGUCAACCAUCGAAGUAACUUACCCCAGCCUUUGUCCACACCUACCACCCAGCCAGGUGACAAACCACCUCCAACUACUUACAACAUCACUGAAGCAGCCCAUGUGAUCUCCCACAUCCUGUGAUAGAAGGAGAAAAUCGCUUUUCAAACCCCAAACGAUUUUUUGAGAGACCGGAGGACUUUGCUAUUAAAAAUUUCCAUGAGG